CUGGAGCCCCAGGCGAAGACGCUGAUGUGCCUCUUUCUCAAAUCUGUCAGGUAGGUCGAACUUGCAGUAGUUAUCACCUACAUCUAGCGACGCUUUUCCUGCAUCGGUCCAUAAAGAGGAGCUCAUCAGACACAGUCAUCAUGUUCAUCAUCAACUGGUUCUGGGACGUUCUGGCCCAACUGGGCCUCGCUCACAAAAAUGCAAAAAUUCUGUUCUUGGGUCUCGACAAUGCCGGUAAAACUACGCUUCUGCACAUGCUUAAGAAUGACAGGCUAGCGACGCUGCAGCCGACGCUCCAUCCAACUUCAGAGGAGCUUGCUAUUGGCGCGGUCAAAUUCACGACUUACGACUUGGGCGGACACACUCAGGCACGACGUCUGUGGAAGGACUACUUCCCCGAGGUCGAUGGCAUUGUCUUUAUGGUCGACACGACCGAUACCGAGCGUUUUGGCGAGUCCCGCGCAGAGCUUGACGCGCUUUUGAGCAUCGAGGAGCUCUCCAAGGUCCCAUUCCUCAUUCUCGGAAACAAGAUCGACGCGCCUGGUGCAGUCAGUGAGGAAGAGCUUCGGGGCGCGCUUGGCAUGUACCAGACCACGGGCAAGGGCAAGGUCCCGCUUAAGGACAUUCGCCCGGUCGAGAUCUUCAUGUGCUCAGUCGUUGAGCGCCAAGGGUACGGUGAAGGUUUCAGGUGGAUAUCUCAAUACAUUUGAGCUCAAGCGAACGUGCAGGGCGGCUGCCCUUGACUGGUUCCCCGCUCAGUCACCAACGCGCUGCCAUUUCAAGCUGAUGAAGCUUCGUAAUUCUUCAUUUGGCCACCUUCCACAUAUCACCUUUAGGUCAACUUGCACGCUUUCCAAGCCCUCUUCAUGUCAUAUAGUCCCUUCCGCAAUGUCAUACACGAUGAAAGAGAGGGGAA
Molecule: messenger RNA, 916 nt
Organism: Tilletiaria anomala UBC 951
Lineage: Eukaryota; Fungi; Basidiomycota; Exobasidiomycetes; Georgefischeriales; Tilletiariaceae
Product: putative GTP-binding protein SAR1
Exons: 8
Coding region: 141-710 (189 amino acids)
Biological process (GO): membrane organization; vesicle organization; endoplasmic reticulum to Golgi vesicle-mediated transport
Cellular component (GO): COPII vesicle coat; endoplasmic reticulum exit site
Molecular function (GO): GTP binding; GTPase activity
Source: RefSeq, a predicted model, not a curated record